Molecule: messenger RNA, 828 nt
Organism: Cyphellophora attinorum
Lineage: Eukaryota; Fungi; Ascomycota; Eurotiomycetes; Chaetothyriales; Cyphellophoraceae
Product: Glutathione S-transferase omega-1
Exons: 3
Coding region: 1-828 (275 amino acids)
Cellular component (GO): cytoplasm
Molecular function (GO): glutathione transferase activity
Source: RefSeq, a predicted model, not a curated record
AUGGGCAUGCCAGAUGCCGAUAUCUACCCAUCUGCGACUGGGCUCGCGUCGCACGUUGUUAAGGCCCACGAAAACGCCCAGGCAGAGCAUGUUCUGUACAGCGGAUGGUUUUGCCCAUUCGUCCAACGUGCCUGGAUCGUGCUCGAGGAGAAGAAAAUCCCCUACCGCUACAAGGAAAUCAACCCUUACCACAAGGAGCCUUCGUUCCUCGCCCUCAACCCCCGCGGCCUAGUCCCAACCCUCGGCUGCCCAACACCCUCCGGCGAGGAACCCCUAAUCGAAUCCAACAUCAUCUGCGACUACCUCGACGACACCUUCCCGGACAAAGCCCCCCUCUACCCAUCGGACGCCUACACCAAAGCCAAGCUGCGCGUGAGCAUCGACUUUGUCACAUCGCGCAUCAUCCCUGCGUAUCAUCGGUUCUUGCAGCACACGCCGGAUAAGGCAUACAGUCUAGAGGACGCCCGGAAGGAGUUUCUGGGCCAUUUGUUAACGUGGAUCAAAGACGCCGACCCAACGGGACCGUAUUUCGCGGGCAAGGAAUUCGGGAUGGGCGAUGUCGUCAUGGCGCCCUGGGCAUUGCGGUUGUGGGUGUUUGACCAUUUCAAGGAGGGUGGGUUGGGGAUGCCGGAGGAAGGGAAGGGUGGAGAGGAUGAGGAGUUGUGGGGAAGGUGGAGGGUUUGGGCGGAUGCGGUGAGCAAGAGGGAGAGUGUCAAGGGGACGAUGAGUGAGCGGGAGCAUUACUUGCCGUUGUAUCAGCGGUAUGCGGAUGAUACGGCGCAGAGUGAGAUGGCCAAGGCUAGUCGGGGUGGGAGGGGCGUGCCUUGA